AUGGCCAAGUUCAGGGUGAGGGUAUCCACCGGAGAGGCCUUGGGGGCCGGCACGUGGGACAAAAUCUCUGUCAGCAUCGUGGGGACCCGAGGAGAGACCCCCCCACUGCCCCUGGACCAUCUCGGCAAAGAGUUUAACGCGGGCGCCGAGGAGGACUUCGAGGUGACGCCCCCCCAGGACGUGGGCCGGGUGCUGCUGGUGCGCGUCCACAAGGCGCCCCUAGCGCGAUCCCGGCCCCUCGCGCCCUCGGCCGGGGACGCCUGGUUCUGCCGCUGGCUCCAGCUCACGCCGCUGCACGGGGCCGCGUCGCUAUGCUUCCCCUGCUACCAGUGGCUGGAGGGCGAGGGGAGCCUGCUGCUGCGGGAGGGGACAGCGAAGAUCUCCUGGGAAGAUCACCACCCCACGCUCCAGCAACAGCGCAGGGAGGAGCUGCAGGCCAGGCGGGAGGCCUACGGCUGGAAGACUUACAUCCCAGGCUGGCCUCGGUGCCUCAACGAGGAGACUGUAAAAAACCUGAACCUCAACAUCAAAUAUUCUGUGGCCAAGAACACCACCUUCUACCUGCGGGGCGGCUCUGCGUUGGCUGAGCUGAAACUCAAAGGGCUGCUGGACCACAAGGGACUCUGGAAGAGUCUGCAGGAAAUGAGACGGGUGUUCAACUUCCGGAAGACUCCAGCUGUGGAAUACGUGUUUGAGCACUGGCAGGAGGACACCUUCUUCGCCUACCAGUUCCUGAAUGGCCUCAACCCCGUCCUGAUCCGACGCUGUCACUACCUCCCCAAGAACUUCCCUGUCACCGAUGCCAUGGUGGCCCCAGUGUUGGGCCCUGGAACAAGCCUGCAGGCCGAGCUGGAGAAGGGGUCUCUGUUCCUGGUGGAUUACAGCCUCCUUGCUGGUGUCCGCACCAAUGUCAUCAAUGGGAGGCCUCAGUUCUCCACGGCCCCAAUGACCCUGCUAUACCAGCGCCCCGGCCGUGGGCCCCUGCUGCCGCUCGCCAUCCAGCUCAGCCAGACCCCUGGGCCCAACAGCCCCAUCUUUCUGCCCAGUGAUGACAAGUGGGACUGGUUGCUGGCCAAGACGUGGGUGCGCAAUGCCGAGUUCUCCAUCCACGAGGCCCUCACACACCUGUUACAGGCACACCUGGUGCCCGAGGUCUUCGCCCUAGCUACGCUGCGCCAGCUGCCCCACUGCCACCCCCUCUUCAAGCUGCUGAUCCCUCACACUCGAUAUACCUUGCAUAUCAACACGCUGGGCCGAGAACUGCUCAUCGCCCCUGGGCAGGUGGUGGACAGGUCCACAGGCCUUGGCAUUGGAGGCUUCUCUGAGCUGAUACAGAAGAACAUGGAACAGCUGAACUAUUCUGUCCUGUGUCUGCCUGAUGAUAUCCGGGCCCGAGGAGUUGAAGACAUCCCAGACUACUACUACCGGGAUGAUGGGAUGCAGAUCUGGGGUGCAGUGGAGCGCUUUGUCUCCGAAAUGAUCGACAUCUACUACCCAAGUGAUGAGUCUGUCCGCAAUGACAGUGAACUCCAGGCCUGGGUAUGGGAGAUCUUCUCUGAGGGCUUCCUAGGCCGGGAGAGCUCAGGUCUACCCUCCACCCUGGGGACGCGGGAAGCCCUGAUACAGUACGUCACCAUGGUGAUAUUCAACUGUUCCGCCAAGCAUUCGGCUGUCAGUGCGGGGCAGUAUGACUUUGGUGCCUGGAUGCCCAACCUGCCACCCACCAUGCAGCUGCCACCGCCCACCUCCAAAGGCCAGGCCAGGCUGGAGGGGUUCUUAGCCACUCUCCCACCAGUCAAUGCCACGUGUGAUGUGGUCACUGCCCUCUGGCUGCUGAGCAAGGAGCCUGGAGACCGACGGCCCCUGGGCACCUACCCGGAUGAGCACUUCAUUGAGGAGGCCCCGCGCCGGAGCAUCACUGCCUUCCAGAGCCGCCUCGCUGAGAUCUCGCGAGACAUCCAAGAGCGAAACCGCGGCCUGGCGCUACCCUACCCCUACCUGGACCCUCCCCUCAUUGAGAACAGUGUCUCCAUCUAA
Dama dama (fallow deer) is the source of this 2037-nucleotide messenger RNA. RefSeq names its product polyunsaturated fatty acid lipoxygenase ALOX15B-like. The record is from RefSeq and is a predicted model, not a curated record. The transcript has 14 exons. Gene Ontology annotation, molecular function: arachidonate 15-lipoxygenase activity; iron ion binding; protein binding. Lineage: Eukaryota; Metazoa; Chordata; Mammalia; Artiodactyla; Cervidae. The coding region runs from base 1 to 2037 and encodes 678 amino acids. Gene Ontology annotation, biological process: linoleic acid metabolic process; lipid oxidation.